This is a messenger RNA of Polistes canadensis, 859 nucleotides long. RefSeq names its product nucleoside diphosphate kinase 6 (gene nmdyn-D6). NCBI's taxonomy places the organism in Eukaryota, Metazoa, Arthropoda, Insecta, Hymenoptera, Vespidae. Gene Ontology annotation, biological process: CTP biosynthetic process; GTP biosynthetic process; UTP biosynthetic process. Bases 154 to 705 code for a protein of 183 amino acids. Gene Ontology annotation, molecular function: nucleoside diphosphate kinase activity. The record is from RefSeq and is a predicted model, not a curated record. The transcript has 4 exons.
CAUGAUGUGUAUGCCAUCUGCUGGAUAUAUUAAGAAAUUUCUUCAUAAUUGAAUAUGGAGUCGUGAUUAUUAUUUAUAUAAACAUUAAUAACCAAGUAUACAUAAAAUAUCAAUCGUGACUUUUACAAUCAGUAAUACUUAAAUGAUAAUGAAAUGCAAUCAAGAAAAUCUCUUGAAUUAACAUUAGCUAUACUUAAACCACAUGUUGUUAAAACCCCUUUCGUGCUUCAGAAAAUUCGUGAUUUGAUAAUCGAAAAUAAUUUCAAAGUUGUUAGAACGCGCAGAACCACAUUGACAUCCGAUGAAGCAGCAUUAUUUUAUUCAGAUCACAAAGAUAAGUUCUUUUACAAUCGUUUGUUAACUUUUAUGUGCAGUGGCCCAUCAGAUAUUCAUAUCUUAGCUGGCCAUGAUGCUAUUUUACGAUGGAGAAAAUUAAUGGGCCCUACUAAAACCUAUCAAGCGCAAUACAUAGAACCAAAUAGUAUUCGAGGUAUGUUCGGUCUCUCAGAUACUAGAAAUGCAACUCAUGGCUCGGAUUCUCCAGAAUCUGUGAAACGAGAAAUAUCAAUAUUUUUUAAUGACUUUGACAUUAAACGAUGGUACGAAAGAGAAGAAAUAUUUUAUCAUUUAGAUAAACUGCAAUUUGAUCCAAUAUCUUUUAUACAUAUUAUUGACAAAAGUUUCUUGGCUCCUACUAAAGGAUAAUAUGAAAAGAGAUAUGGAGAAUAGCUUCACUCGCAGUGUCUCCUGACGCUCGUGGUCCGGUAAGGGGACAUGACCUUCUGGACAGUCAGGGUGGAAUGCAGCUGCUUUAGCUUCUUCUUCUUUUUGUAGAGCUUCUUUUCGAUCCUUAAUAUAU